CCACCGCCGACCUCCCUUGUCCUCCUCUUCCUUGCCUUCAAGAUGGCUGAGGUGGCUGCCAACAUGUUGUGGCCCUUCCCCAAAGCGCUCUGCCCCAUAGCAAACUUCUGCUUCUACUCCAGCAUCUACCUCAGCACUCUCUUUAUGGCUGCCCUCAGUGUGGAGCGCUACUUUGGGGUCGUGUUCCCACACCGCUACAACCGGCGCCGGAGGUUAUGGCGGACGAUGGCCGCCAGCGCCGUCCUUUGGGUGGUGGCAUUGUCCCAUUGUUCCAUCGUCUUUGUGGCGGAGUAUUACAGAGAGUUUGGGGUCAAUGGGUCUGAAGCUGAUGGGGAAGGUGGUUUUGGGUUGUAUGAGAUCAAGAACUGGGGAUCUGGAAUGGACAAUUCCACUCACGUUGACCCCAUUGGGCUGAAGAUGGACAACUCCCGUUGUUUUGGGGUCAACGGAUUCCAGCUUGGGGGAUUUGAGUUGACCCAACAUAGCGGCAUUGACACCGAUGUCCCCAACACCACCACUCCCAGUGGCACCAGGAAUCCCAGUCUCAACAUCUACAGCAUCUCCAGCCCCAAGACUGACCUCAACAUCUCCGCCCUCCAAUUCUCUGACUGCACAAACACAAACACACCCCACAUCCCCACCACCACCCCAUGGACCUCCCAGAACACCUCUGAGACUAAACACCACUGGGGCUACUGCUGCUACGAUGACUUCUCCCCAACCCAGCUGCGCUUCGUUCUCCCGCUGCGCCUCGAGCUCUUCCUCAUCCUCUUCCUCCUCCCCUUUGCCAUCACCGUGUUCUGCUACAUCCGCCUCAUCCGUGCCCUCCUCACCCGACCCCACAUCCCACUGCAGAAGAAGUACCGCACCGUGGGGCUGGCCGUGGCCACCAUGGUCAUCUUUGGGGUCUGCUUUGGACCCUACAACCUCUCGCAUGUGGUGGGCUUUGUGCAGCAGCGCAGCCCCACGUGGAGGCCCUACGCUCUGCUCCUCACCACCCUCAGCCCCGCGCUCAACCCCUUCAUCUUCUAUUUCUCCUCCAGUGCUGUGCGGAGGGCGGUCAGUGGGGUGGUGGGGGCGGUUCGGGGCACAGUGUGUGGGUUUUGGGGUUGGUGUGGACAAAGGGAGUGAGCCCCAACCAGGAGGAGGUUACGUGGUAAAUGAGGUUGUGGUGACUGGAGUGGGUUUGAUGGGGUGGGAGGUGAGAAAUGGGGAUGGGGCCGAUGUCAAUGUGAUCAAAGUGGUCCCAUGGAUGUGUCCAGUGUUUGUGGGCCAACCAACUCUUGGUCAGUGUUGGGUUGUCCCACGGGGUUGGGGUCAACAUGGACCCAUGGGUGAGGUCAGUGGGGUCACUGAGGUCCCAUGGAUGCAAUCAAUGCGGUCAGUGCAGAACCGUGAUGUGACUCAAUGUUGUCCCCAGUGUCCAAUGGGGUUGGGGUCAAUGUGAACCAAUGGAUCGGAGCCAACGUUGCUUUAUCCCCAGUGACACCAACUCCUUCAGUGUCCCCCAUGUCUGCAAUGCCCUCAAUAUCCAGCAACGCCUCCAGUGUCCCCAGUGUGCCCAACACCCUCAGUGCUCCCCGUGCCCCCACUACUCCCACUGGCCUGACAGCUGGCCAUAACUUCAGGGCCAUCAGCUCUUCACGGAAACCCCUCAGCACACGGACCCUCUCUCCAGGGAAGGCAGCUGUUCCCACAUCAGAGGACAUCUGGAGCCUCAAAGCAGAGUCCCAACAUCCCACAGACAUCAGGAGGUGCCCUGAACCCUUUAGACCUGAUCAUAGGUGCCAUAACCAGGCUGAGAUGCUAAUUAAAACUACUUCAGCAGCCGUGCGUUUGUGUGUUUGCUCCUGACACCGGUCUGAGUGGUGGGUUCGUGUUGCACCAGAAGGGCUGGCAGGGUGGGAGCGGGACAGUCCUGUGUGGAGGGAAUCCCCAAAAGAUCUCCUGUGGGGCGUAUGUGAAGCCAUGGGGAAACGUGUCAGCGAGGGGAAGGAGGUUGGUUGAUUUCUGCCAUUGCUGCCGUGACCAUCCAGUGGAGCUGAGCCUUCUGUGCCACCGCUGGGCUUUGCCAUUCAGAAGUGAUCACCUCCUGGCUCUGUUCAGCUCGGCAGACUCGGCUCUCUCAGGCUUUUCCCGACAUCAGAAGAACUCUGGUUUCCAGUCUCACAACUCGUCGGUUGCAAAAAGGGUUGAACUUCUCACUUUCCAAUGGCUUCAACUGCAGGCACAGAAUUCUGACUUCAAGGCUCCUUGCAGCAACUUACAACAGAAUAUAUCUAUCCAAUAACUUACAGAAAGUCCAUCACUUCAUCC
Meleagris gallopavo (turkey) is the source of this 2316-nucleotide messenger RNA. Lineage: Eukaryota; Metazoa; Chordata; Aves; Galliformes; Phasianidae. The record is from RefSeq and is a predicted model, not a curated record.